Messenger RNA from Triticum urartu, 2196 nucleotides. RefSeq lists its product as uncharacterized. The record is from RefSeq and is a predicted model, not a curated record. Lineage: Eukaryota; Viridiplantae; Streptophyta; Magnoliopsida; Poales; Poaceae.
GAGACAAGGAAUGCCAGGGAUAAGCUAUUGCUUCAUAAUACCAUGAGCGUGGCAUAUGCAGAAAAGGGUAUCAUAGGUUGGAUUGAUCUCUGGUGGGGAAUUCUCUUAUGCAAUGUUUUGGAUAAAAAGCCUACCAUCCGUUUUGUUCCGUUGCCAGUUCCGGAACCGUGUGAUACGUCUGAGUUCCAUUUGAUGUUUGAGAAUCUCACUCCAAGACCACACCGUCAUGUGACGAUAUUCAAUGAUUUGAUCAAGUGUGUUGAGUUAGAUUUUCAUGUGCAAGAUGCUUUCUUCAACAUGAAGCGAGCAAAGGAUUAUGGCUGGAUGGCUAAAACAUGGACUAGAUCAAUUUAUUCAGAUGUUUGGUGUGAUGGCUUGACGAUUGAUACGUCUGAGAUAUCUUUCACCGACUCAAGUUUGCCGAAUUUGUUGCCUGGGAUGUUUGAUGAGGAAAACAAUUUGACUUGGAAGAAAUUGACUAGUGCUGGUCCUACAUUAAGCUUGCUUGAUGACAAUGUUAUUUACAUUAUGGCGAACGAGAGCAUGUGCCAUCCGACAGCAUAUGUACUUACUGUGGACACCAAAAGUUUGAAGCUCGAGUCUGGUGCGCAGUGUGCUCCUCAAAAGACGGCGUGGUUCGAACCAACAUAUGAACCGUGUGUUCUUUUUAGCUCUUUUGGCACGACUUCAGAGUUGGUUAAAGAAUUUGAAACCAAAGGGACAAUAUUUGAAAUCAAGGAAGGGCCGGUGCUGUCGGUGGUGUCGAAGCGUCUCCGUGUGCUGCGGAAGAAGCAGAAUCGCAUCGCGCAGAUGGAGGAGUCCGUCGCUGCUGGCAAGAUGCUUAACCAGGAGCAGAAGGAGCUCAUGCACUCCAAGCCCGUCAUCGCCGCGCUCAUUGACGAGCUUGAGCGCCUCCGCGUACCACUCUCCACUGCUCUCACCAAGGAGCUCUCCACCGUCCCUGCACCUGCUGCCGGUUCCUCAUCCUUUGGCUCCGAUUUGUCCAUCCAGGACCUCCUCGCGCUCAUCUACUUCGGCUCCCUUUUUUAUGUCAAGUCACCGAACGAGUUCAUCGCCACCAUGGUUGCGCGCAAGAACGAACGGAGCAGCUGCAUCACCCACGGCUACGUAUGGGAUGAUACCGUGGACCUGCUCGUGGAGAACGACCUUGACGCAGUGUCUGCUGUGGCGGCCCUUGCCGCGGCUCGCCCUUCUUCCGCAGAUGGUGUCUCCCACCAUGACGCACUCCAGGCCUGUGCCCAUCAUGCCCGCCUAUGGCUAACCCGUGCUGAUGCGCCGAUCCACCCUGGCUCCUCUGUUACAUAUGCUGCGGUGAGGUCCAAGUUAGACAGGAUCAUGGCAUCAGACUACUACACAGCACCUGCAGUUGCUGGGAACCAUGGAGCUGAAGGUCUGCAGGCACAGAUGAGCAUGACCGACUCACCAGAGGCACCAUCACUCAAGGAGACCCUAGCUGCUGAAAAUCACAAGGAGGACGAGGAAGAUUCCUCGCAUGCCACAGAAAUCGACAAUGAUCAUCAGUCUAAUGCAGCCGAUGUGCAAAAUGUGGAUGGUAAAACCCUGGUGAACCCUCGUGUGGAAUAUCGCGUGGCUGAGGCAGAGCAGGAGAAAUUUGAUGUGAAAGAACAAGAUCAGAUGUAUGCCGAGCCAAAAAAGCGACAGUUUCAGCACCCUCGGCAAUCUUGUCAGAACCAGCGAGGUGGUGAUCGUGGCUGGAGGGGGGCCUACCCUAAUGGCCGCAGCGGGCAUGGAGGCGGCCGUGGCAUGGGCAGCAGAUACGAGAAUGGGCGUGGAGGUGGUGGUGGUGGCGGCCGUGGCAUGGGCAGUGGAUACGAGAAUGGGCGUGGAGGUGGUGGUGGUGGCUGUGGCAUGGGCAGCGGAUACGAAAAUGGGUGUGGAGGUGGUGGUGGAUACCAGAAUGACCGGGGUUGUGGUGGCGGAUACCAGAAUGGCCGGGGUGGUGGCGGCGGGUACCAGAACAGCCGGGGUGGUGGUGGCGGUGGCGGGUACCAGAACAGCCGGGGUGGUGGUGGCAGCGGCGGGUACCAGAAUAGCCGGGGUGGUGGUGGUGGCGGCGGGUACUACAACAACGACGAUGGGUACUACCAGCCGAGGAACUUGAACAACAGGGGCAGGGGCGCAGGGAGGUGGCCACGCGGACACCGAGAGGAUUGA